Messenger RNA from Zea mays, 504 nucleotides. RefSeq names its product Cell number regulator 3 (gene CNR3). The record is from RefSeq and is marked provisional. Bases 1 to 504 code for a protein of 167 amino acids. NCBI's taxonomy places the organism in Eukaryota, Viridiplantae, Streptophyta, Magnoliopsida, Poales, Poaceae. The transcript is spliced from 2 exons.
AUGUAUCCGGCCACUACGCCCUACGAGACGGCGUCCGGGGUGGGCGUGGCGCCGGUGGCCGGCUUGUUCCCCGUCGCCGGAGAGGCCAGGGAGUGGUCGUCGAGGCUCCUGGACUGCUUCGACGACUUCGACAUCUGCUGCAUGACGUUUUGGUGCCCGUGCAUCACGUUCGGGCGGACGGCGGAGAUCGUGGACCACGGCAUGACGUCGUGCGGGACGAGCGCGGCGCUGUUCGCGCUGAUCCAGUGGCUGUCGGGGUCGCAGUGCACGUGGGCCUUCUCCUGCACGUACCGCACCAGGCUGCGCGCGCAGCACGGGCUCCCCGAGGCGCCCUGCGCCGACUUCCUCGUCCACCUCUGCUGCCUCCACUGCGCGCUCUGCCAGGAGUACAGGGAGCUAAAGGCGCGCGGCUACGAGCCCGUCCUCGGCUGGGAGUUCAACGCCCAGAGGGCCGCCGCCGGCGUCGCCAUGUGCCCGCCGGCCUCGCAGGGGAUGGGGCGCUGA